CCCCACAGCUGUUAGACACAGAGGACCGUACAGGUGCGUCAAAGAUGAUCUUCCUCGUAGCCCUUGUCCUCACUGUGUGCGCCCUCACAUCAAGGGUUGAUUGUGCCACGGCAGGAAUUGACUGGUGUUACCAUCUCCCAACCUGCAGUGACACCAACUGGGCAACCAUCGCUCCCAAAUAUUGUAAUGGCUCCCGACAGUCGCCCAUUAACAUUAACACAUCAGCUGCCAAAACUGAUGAAAACCUGAAGGCAUUCACCUACACCAACUACGGCAGUACCACCGCCCUGAAAACCCUUCAAAACACCGGCAAGACAGUCAAGGCUAUCCUGGAAAGCGGUCUCAAGAUUUCCGGGGGAGGUCUUGCAGACAACUAUGACAGCCUUCAGUUCCACCUGCACUGGGGAAAUGGAACGUCAUUCCCCGGGUCUGAGCACACAGUGGAUGGCAAGCGCUACCCCAUGGAGAUGCACAUUGUAAACGUCAAGUCAUCCUACAAUGGCAACACAACCAUGGCGGUUAGAGACUCCAAUGGCCUUGCUGCUUUGGGUUUCUUCAUCGAGGAGAUGUCAGGCAGUGCCACUGGAGAACCUGCAGUCUGGAAGACCUUGACCUCCUAUCUGGCUAACAUCACAAACAAAGGUGAAACAGUAACCCUUCCUUCUGGAAUCUCACUGGAUGACCUCCUUGUUGGGGUGAACCGUGCUAAGUACUAUCGUUACCUUGGCUCCUUGACUACCCCUGCUUGCAAUGAGGCUGUCGUUUGGACUGUGUUCAAGGAGCCGAUCAAAGUCAGCAAGGAUUUGAUCGACCUCUUCAGCAAUACAGUACACGUCAACGGCAGCUCAUCGCCUUUAAUGACGAAUGUCUUCAGACAGAUCCAGCCAGAUCAACCAGUCACAACACAGGCUGCAAGCUCUGCCUCCACAACCUGCUACUCUCUGGGGCUGGUGCUGCUGAGUCUUGCUCUGUGGAAGAAUCUGUAAUCAAAAACAAUCCAGCAACUUAUUUUGUUCCUGGGGAACCUUUUUUUCUCCUGUAUGAUUUUGUCUGACUUUAGCCCUUUCCAAGUUGUUAAUACAUAAAGAAUGCACUGAACUACUUGUCAUUAGUGCCCUUAAUGCAACAUAUAGGAUGCAACAUGUACAUGUGAUCGUUCUUCUUACAUUCAAGACGAAACAGAGCCUCAACAGCACAAUUGCUUCUUCUUUUCCAAUUUAGCUUGAUAUAAUAUUAUUUUUAUCACAACAUUGUUUAACGGACAUUAAAUGUAAUGUUGACAGCUGUUCUAAUUAAUUUGACUAUCACACUUGUCAUGUUUAUUACUAAAUUAGUUUUUAUCAAGUUUUUAUCUCUGGACAUUUGCAAGUAUAGAAGUCAUGUUAUGAACAUGAAAACUUGAGUACUGAAUCGGGCACAGCUCACGUCCAUUUUGAGCUAACAUGGCUAUUUUCAGGUAUCUGAGAAAGGGAUAUUGUACUAUGUUUACUGAAGAGCUCUACUGAUAGUGGUUUUGAAAUCGUAAAAAUCAUUAAUGCAAUAUGAGAGUGGCAGUAUUUUACCACAUUGGCCUUGUGUUGAGAGUUACAAAUUGUUAACUACGUAUUUUUAUUUAAUGAAUUGAUAUUGUAACUUGAUUUGCUGAAUGUUCCCCUCCCUGGUGCAGACAUUGUUAGGACAUGAAAUGUCGCCAUCUGCCAAGCUGAUGAAUCAAAAUGAAACCUGUUUCAGUCGGUGUAAUGAAAGAAUGAGGUAUCACUUUAAUGAAACCCAUUGUGUCUUGCAAUGAUACGCACAAUCUUAUAUUCACACCUUUUUAACCUUGUGUUGACCUACUCCGAACAGAAUAGGAACAGAACUGUGGGCUCCGGUUUAACGUGUCAAAAUGUAAAAUGAUCAGUCACUAUUCAUCAAUCUCUGCUUGUCUUUGUAAACUAUGUAGAGUUUGUUUUACCUGCUCUAUUUUAAGACAUUUAAUCCCUGUUGUUUCUCUUGGGCAGAACUUAAGCCAGAAAACAGAGACAUGGUUUUAGAGAGCUCAUCAGUAGAGUUAUCCCAGAAGACAUGAAAGCCUGGUUGUUUCAAAGAUCACUUCUCAAUUUUUUUUAACACAUGGCUUUGACGCUGCAGUUUUUCCAUGUUGUGCUUUUAACUUUAGUCAUUGUGUGUCAUUUACAAAUAAAAAAUAAUAUUUA
Messenger RNA from Platichthys flesus (European flounder), 2195 nucleotides. RefSeq names its product carbonic anhydrase 4-like. The record is from RefSeq and is a predicted model, not a curated record. Gene Ontology annotation, molecular function: carbonate dehydratase activity; zinc ion binding. Gene Ontology annotation, cellular component: plasma membrane. Bases 45 to 986 code for a protein of 313 amino acids. The transcript is spliced from 9 exons. NCBI's taxonomy places the organism in Eukaryota, Metazoa, Chordata, Actinopteri, Pleuronectiformes, Pleuronectidae.